UCUGGACGAAGAUGGCGGGUGUGACCGAGGCGGCCAUCACGUUCCAUAAUGAGCAGUGGACGGCGGAGGGUGCGCGGCUGCUGUUGGAGGUGGACGAGGGCUGGGUGGGAUACCGCGAUGAUUUCGCUUGGAGCUGGCACGACGAGACGUACGCAGUGCACGCGGCCAUCUGCGAAGAGCGCGGGUGGGUGUGCAACUCACUAGAGGCGAGUGUCGCUAUGCUGCAAGCGCUACGCACAGGCGCAGUCAGUAUGAAGCUCAGCGACUCGACGCACAGCUCCGAUGGGUAUGCACAAUGGUCGCUGACCGAGAUGCACGUGCUUGGCUCUCAGAUGCGGGACGUCGUAGACGGCAAGAGCCCAACGGUGCGCUGGUCGGCGCUACUCGCAGCUUUCGUGGAUACCAUGAAGACCAAGGAUAGCAAGUACGCUUAUGAUGACCGCACAUUCGAGGAUUUUGCCUACCGCGCAGGAAAAUUCGUACCCGAAGAGAUCUUGUUGCACAUCGAUCCGACUAGGAUGAAGGGUAAGAUAACUCCCAGGACGACGAGGACAGCGAGGAGGACACGCAAAGUUUCAGCCUCGGAGCCUAGAAAUCGGACACGUCGGAUGACAAGAAGUCAAUCUUCUGAGAGUUAUGUGGAUAGCGACGAUGAGCCACUUGCGCGUCUACGAAACCCCAGAACGAGAGCUACGAGGUCUGUGAGUUCUGCGAGUGCUCGUCCGAUAAGGGGAAAAAGUCGUAAGAGGACUCUAGACUCGGAUGGAGACAGCUCGUACCAUGAUCCAACGUCAGAAGAUGAAGACUUAUUGUGGGCGGAUGAAAGUUCUCAACGAGUGUCGGAGGGAAGUGCGCCGGCCACUCAGGAGGUCACGAGUCAAGGAGAAUUGUUGCCUGUACACGCGGCUAAUAACGAACAACCAAAAGCGCCAAGUCAGGACUUCGCGGACCAAGACCAACCUUCACUUCUUCAAGACGAUACGAAUCAACAAGCUCCUCCUGCUGUGAAUCAAAGGCGAAACUCUGCUCGCGAUGACCCUUCAUUUUCCAGCCGAGCAUCUCCUUACGAGGGCGAUUUAACUUCCCAGCAGCCAUCAUUGGACCAAGAUGAACCAGUACAGCAACGCGCUUCUCCCCGCGAAGACACUACAGACCAAGCACAGCCGACAUUUGGAAGCCAAAACGGUGAUACGCCAACGCGACGACCAACUCGCAAGCACCAACGCGUUCACCAACAGGUUGUAAGCGGUCGUAGGGACUCUAAUAGCCGUGCCAAGACGAACACUCCACACCUCUUCCGUAGUCUCAACCCGUACGACCGACCUGCAAAACCGUGGGGAGAGUUCGUAGUGGAAGUUUUGCUCGCUGAGAGAACCGCACGAAACGAAGAUGAGCUCGACUACGUGCGGUUCGUGCGUGGCCUCUACGAGAUCUGAGGCAGGCUGUGCAUGCGUAGCUUUGUGAGCCGCUUUAGUCGAACUGUCCAGACUCACGUACAGACAACGGAUUACGAUCAAAGUACACGCUAGUUACACCACAAAGAACAUGUUGUACCUUUCUAGCAGUCUUCUACAAUUGGUGCUCGCCUUUGUUGCGUCUGCUACUGCCUGGUCGUCGGCUGUUGCCGGCCGAUCGGUG
Molecule: messenger RNA, 1638 nt
Organism: Phytophthora nicotianae INRA-310
Lineage: Eukaryota; Oomycota; Peronosporomycetes; Peronosporales; Peronosporaceae
Exons: 1
Coding region: 12-1436 (474 amino acids)
Source: RefSeq, a predicted model, not a curated record